Molecule: messenger RNA, 2001 nt
Organism: Hippocampus zosterae (dwarf seahorse)
Lineage: Eukaryota; Metazoa; Chordata; Actinopteri; Syngnathiformes; Syngnathidae
Exons: 10
Coding region: 180-1355 (391 amino acids)
Molecular function (GO): protein binding
Source: RefSeq, a predicted model, not a curated record
AAAACUCCGCCCAUUUUUCCAGCAAUGAUUGCACUUUUCCUUUCCUCGGAAGCCCAAACGGAUACAUUGACCGACAAUGAUAUCGCGUCCGAAAAGGUUUGUGUGAAAACGCGAGUGGACCACUAUUACAAAUCGAUUUGGUGGGACUUUAAAAGAUUGUUUUUCUUUUCAAACUGAGGAUGUUUGUGAAAAGUUUACUUUUAUUCGUAGCAAUUUGCUUCUUGGUUGAAGUUGAAUCUCGAACACAAACAGGCAAACUCUUGCCGCCAAGCAACUUGACCCUUCGGUGGCAGAGCGACUUUGAGCCCCAGCUGUGGUGGCGACACGAGCAUUUACCGCCAAACUGUGCAUACAAAGUGUUUAAGUGGACAACGGAGCAAAACAGUGAGGAAGAGAGUAUCCGUCAAACUCCCCCUUCAGUCUACAACCUCGCAAUGGAGGGGGGCUCCCUGUUUUUCUCUGUCCAGACCUCCUGUCACCACGCAGAUAGCGAGCCCAUCUUCCUCAAUGUUACAUAUCCAGAGCUGGUUCGUAAUGUGCAAUGCAGCAUCACCUCCUCGACGCUGACUCAGUGUUCCUGGGUGCUGCUGGGCUCUCCCCCAGAUUUCGCCUUCUAUUAUUUGUUAGUGAAUGAGGUGGACGACGUGCCCUCCGGUGUCAUGUCCUUGUCAGAGUGCCCGCGGUACACCGUCACCGAGGGCGUGAGAACGGGUUGCCAUCUGCAGUCCAAAACCUACGAGUCCAUCCACAUAUUGUUUAACGCCACCCUUAAAAAGGGCCUCGUCAGGAACACUUUUGAGAAGAAGCCUGUGCAAGUGACGCCGCCUCCUCUAAAGUGGAACGUUAGCAAGGUCGCAGGCAAAUUCAACCUGAGCUGGGAUCCACCUGAUGUCUUAGGUCUGGCUUGGUGGACGUUCAUCAUAAAUUACACCGAGUGUGGUAAAGAAAAGAUUCAAAUGGUCGAGGGAGAGACGUGGAAACUAAUGAGCCGGGUAUCUCACUGCCCGUACCGUAUGACCCUUAAAGCACAAAGCGAUCGCGGAGACUCUGAAUGGAGUGAGGUCAAAUAUUUUGACAAAGAAUCAAAUGCCUCGUUGUACGCGGCCAUCAUCAUCCCCCUCCUGUGUGCCAUCCUGGUGACCCUGACGUGUGUGUGCUGCAGAAGGAAUCAGGAGCGCAUCUUCAACAAGGUGCCAGAACCUCGGGAUCUCCUCAGCGAUAUUCGUAACAACACCAAGAAUGAGAGAAUUUUCAACCCUUAUUUUCCGGAAAAGGAGGAAGAGGUGUGCCAAAUCAGUGUGGUGAAGGAUCAACAGCAACAUCCACACACAACACAUUCACAUCUUAUCAAUUAAAUUGAGUUGCAUUUCAAUAUUUUGAAUAUGAAUCGACAUGAAUUAUUUUUACUUUAGUCUGUAUUUAAUUUAUACGGGUUUUUUAUUUUUAUUGACGCUUUUUUAUGGUUCUAUAUUAUUUUUGUCUUGAAAUGACCAAAACAAAACAAAAAACGCCAACGUGAUGCAUUUCUGGGAGGUUUUAACGGCGUUAUGGUGCCCUCCAGUGGCUGUUUGCAGUACUACAAAUAUGGCCGCCCAUGUUGGUCCUGAUGCUGCACGGGUGGAGAAAUAACGCUUGGCGAUGCUUCAGAUUGCGCUUGCGUACAAAUUGGGACUGUGUGUCAUUACUUCGACGCAGUCUCUGUGGCGCAAUGGAAUAGCGCGCUGGACUUCUAAUCCAGAGGCUCCGGGUUCGAGUCCCGGCAGAGAUGGGUCGCUGGCAACCUCCUUGAAUGUGGAUCGCUGGUUGUUUUGCUGAGGCUGCCAUCUUUUGGUGAUUUGCUGGACAGGGAGCAUGUUUGCAUUUGUUCUGCUGCCGUGAUAGACACACUUCGGUACGUGUUUUUUUAAAAAUUGUUACUGUCAUUUUUCAUCGGCACAUCAAGCAAUUGAAAAAUGGCACAAUGGCUCAAAAGAGUAAAAUUCAAUAAAAGGAUGCUUUGUC